CCUCGAGCGACCGGAGCCUCUGGGGACACGUCCCCCUCGCCUCGCGCGGCCCAGCCCUCAAAUUCGGCGGUGCGGCGGCGGAGGGGCAGGCUGGGCGCAGGCAGUGUGUUCCGGGCCCAGGGGCCUGGAGGGGACGGUGAGAACUGCUCAUUCGAGUAUGUCUGGGAUUCGAGAAGGAAUUGGAAGCAAACGGAGGCGCUGACCCCCGCGCUCUUUCAAGUACCAGGGUUCUGCCAGGCUGCGGGACUUGGAGCUGCCAGAGAGUCUCCCUGAGCCGGGGAGGGGUCGUGUGCGCGGUGCGGGGUCUUUGCCGCCCUGGGUGGGCUUCGGGCCGUGCCCCUCCCCUUUGUUGUGCAGUGAGACCAGUGGCGCCUCCGCUGGGACCUACAUUCGGAACCCCGCGCCCUCGCCAUAAAAGAGGUGAACUGGCAAUGUCCAAGGAGCUGCCCCCGAGACCCUGGGGUCCUAGCAGAGGCGCCCCGAUGCCAAGGGGCGCAUGGCCCACGCUACCCCAGAGGAAAGCCCGACGGAGCCGGGCUUGUCAAAAGCCAGCGGCGGCAGCGCGCUGGGCCUUCCACCCUGGCCUCUCCGCCGUCCUCAGCCGCUUCCCUGCCGGGAUUCGAACCCCGACGGAGCCCCCACUGCUGGGGGGUGGGGUGUCCAGGCUUGCGCCCGCCCGCUUACUGCCCCGGACGGAGAAGGCGCUCUCUGCCCGGCCGGGAUGCCCACUGACCGCCGCCUCUGUUGUUUCCGGCCCUUGCCACGGCAGGCUCCAGCAGGGAGCAGAAUUGCGCUGGGGCGCUGGCCAGGAGAACACAAACACAGGGUCGCCCUCCCGCCUCGGCACCCCAGAUUCUCCCAGCCAGGUGGCAGCCAGCAGGACCCGAGGUCAGGAAGGCCCAGCCUCUUCUGGGGGUGCCCCAGCUCACUCAGGCCCUCUCUGUGCUCCCUCCCUCAGCUCAUGCGGUGGUGACAAUUGUGGAGCAGUCUCCAGACUCUGGGACUGCACCCUUGCCGGGGCCCAGGAGAGGAGGGCGGGCGUCCGGGGAGAGGGCCUGUCGGUGCUGUCUCUGGCCGGUGUCCCCUAGGGCCCUGGAGGGUGGGGAGGACUACAGCUCCGAGCCUGCCUGGGGAGGAGUAAGCUAGCGGUCAAGGGUGACCAGGAAGACAGCCGAGGUGCCGACACCCCCAGGGUGCUCUCUCGAAUCAGCCCCAUCAGCUUGAGAAGCCCGGGCGGGCCGUCCCCAAGGCCAUGGCCCUGGCCGAGGUUGGGUCCCGGCCUGGCCAGGCCCUGCCCCCGCGUGGUGAGACUUAGACCUGACGGAGAGCAGGUCAGGCCUCAGGGAGAGUCCUGAGGAGCAAAAGGGUGGAGCAGGGGAAAUCAGAUGCAGGUCCUCCGGGGCGCCCAGCUCUGUGUCCUGCCCCACCGCGGACAUUAAGAGACUUGGGGAAACAGCUUGGGCCAGGGGGGCGCUCAGCCAGAAUAGGGCAGUUUUCAUUUCAAUGGUACCAAAAGGUUUAAAGGCUGUUUUCAAACUGAGCUAAGCUUUGGGGAUUCUUGUGGCCGGGCCAAAGCUGGGACCUGGGGACUCCGCACUGGGGUGGGAGUACGCAAGUGCCACCCACCCCGUCCCUGGUGCCCUCCACAGGGGCUUCUGUCCCUGCCAGACUGUCCAAGGCUGGUGGCGUGUGGGUCGGCCACAGUGAUGUGCUCUACGCCCUAUGGUGUUUGGGAACAGACUUCAAUGCUGCGGUCUAGGGGACGGGAGGGGGGACUUCUACCACCAACUUCUGCCGCAACCUAGAAUCCUGCUUCAGGCCAGAGCUCAGCACACUCCCAGCCUCACCAGCAAGCAGGGAGGUGCAGCUGGAGACCCAAGACCAGAUGAACUCCUUUGAGAAAAGGCUGGGCUCGGGAGAGAGCACGUGAAGUUGCUCCUGCAGGGCUAUCGUAAGCCUCACUGCGGGCCCCAGGGCUCCCAAGAAGCCCAUUUGUAAUAAACCACACUGGGGUACCGUGCACUCCCAGCGUCCAAACUGCGGGGCUGGAGGGUCCCUUUGCUCGGCCAGGAAGGGGCCCCAUGCCAACUGGAAGAGGCCGUGCCUGUGGAGAGGAGGUCCACAUCGUGAGGUCUGUGGGCCUGGAGGUGCAGGGUCAGAGCCGUCCAGCGGCCCAGCGCAGGACCUCUGCAGACUGUGGCUGCGGGGUGGGAACAGGCAGCCAACGGGCCAGAUGCACUGACUCCGCUAGGUUCCCGCUGCUUUCCUCCACGUUCCCCUCAGUGUUCGCUGAAUUUGGCCACUGGCUCCAGGCACUCAGUCUCCAGGCUCCAUCGGAUGACAAGUCAAGUUCUGUUCACCCUCCAGUUUCUGCUCAGAAAAGAGUAGCUGAGAGAAUAAAAGCAGGCUCCGUUCGUUGACGUGGGGUCUCCUCUCCGGAGACCCGGAAUUGCCCCAGGAGGCGUCCAGACCACCAGUCCUCGCCCCACCCCCGACUUGGGGCCACCGAGUCAGGCCGAGAUGGGGGUCUCCCUCCCUGGGCACAUUCUGCCCCACACUAGGUGGAAAUGGCCCCCAUUUGAGCAGCAGCAGGAGACCACGCGGGAUGCUUGGGGACAAGCAGUAUGGUUCCCACUGCACACAGAAGAGAGCGGAGAUGGUCUCUGUGGCCAGCAGGGGACCCAGUCGGGGGCUGAAUGCAGAGGGCUUCCAGCCUGGGGUGAACAGUGUUUGGUCCAGCAUGGGGUGGGGGGGCACAGGCAACCCACAGAGCCCUUUCCUCCCCGGCCGGACCUCCACACUGGCCCCACGGUGGGUGCUGCCCCAGCACCGCUCCUCAGCCCCAGACUGGGACCACAGGAGCCUCCCUGGACCCUGGGGUUAGUAUUUCAGACCUCCUUUUGCCCCUCUUCCUACCCCAGGCCCAGAGACACUCGCUGUGACCCAGGUAAGUUUAGAAGCCAGAAGCACACAGGACCCGAUUUCUGGCCAGCGAGUUCAGAAGCUAUGUGGCGACUCAGAGCGGAGGCCUCCCGGCACCCACACCCAGUCCCUGGUUCUGGAGUGGGUCACAGAGAGGGUUGGGACGCUCCCAACCAAGACUUCCCAGGAAUGUGAGCCAUGUAGCUGAUUUCGAACAAACCCCAGAUGUUUAGAAGCCUACUUCCUUCUCAGGCAGGAGGACGCUCUCUCUUGUAGACCGGCAGCCCCUUGGGAGGGCUCCGGUGAUUUCUCUGCGGGGAUCUUGGAGUCCUGGCUAAGGCCACCAUCUUGCAGGAGCGCAGAUGCUCAUAAGGGGCACCUGGGGUCUGCCACGUGCUUUGGGGGGAUGUGAUGAGUUUUGUUUUCUUUUUUUUAAUUUAAGAGAUUGAGGCUGUGGGCUUGAACUCCCUCGUUUGAGCCAGGUGGGAGUUGACUCCAGUAUCUCGGCCCAAACCGGCACCCCAAGAAGCGCAGGAAGUCCCUGGCGACUCGUUCCGCCGCAGCGCGCAAAGCGGGAGGGACUCAGCGGCUAAGUCCCGGGGCUCCAGCAACCGCGCGCGGGCUCCGGCUCUGGCUCCGGCCUCGGCCGCCGAGAGCAGUAAACGGAAUCGGUUUCCCACGCUUUCCCUCUCCAUGCCAGAACUUUUCAAAACCCGCUUAAGAAUUCCGUCGUCCAAUUUGCGCGGAUCCUGAGCCUCGCGUUCACCCCGCCCCACCUGGAGAGAGGACCCUCGCGCCGCCCGCACCCCCGGGCCGCCCGCCCGCGCACGUGGGGAGCAACUUCGUUCCCCUCAGCGCCCUGGCCCUGCGGCGCGGGCAGAGCUCCGCCCCGCAGAGGUGGCACUGCGGUCGCUCCGGAACGCUGCCCGCGUAGACGCGGCCGCCGCCUCCUGCUCCAGGUUCCGGCUGCGCGCAGGCAGGGCCCUGUGGCAACAACGAAAACGGAGAGCCGCGUCGCUUUCCGGGCGUCCGAGUCCCGGGAGCCUCUGGGUGGGAGCCUGCCCUCCGCGUCCCCAGACGCCUCAGAGCCGAGCAGACUCCGCCAUCCACACCUGGGCUUGCCAAGCCCUCUCCUCUGCGUCCUCUGAACCUUGGUCCCUUCCCCUACACCCCGACCCCGUUAGUCUGUAAACCAAAUUUCGCCUUUGGUCCUGCCGCGUCCUCCCGACGUAACCGUGGAGGAGGAUUUCUUCACGCCUCAGUUUCCCCAUCUGUGCAGUGGGGCAAAAUACUCCUGCGCCCCUCCCAGGGUUGAUGUGGGAUUGGCAGGGAGAGCGGAGGAUGGAAAACGCCCGGCGGGGCCCAGCGCUGCCCACCUUUUGGGGCUCAGAGGUCGUGCCCAGACCGCAAGGGGCCCAAGGUUGCUCUUGAGCGAUCGC
This is a messenger RNA of Balaenoptera musculus (blue whale), 4361 nucleotides long. RefSeq lists its product as uncharacterized. The transcript is spliced from 4 exons. Lineage: Eukaryota; Metazoa; Chordata; Mammalia; Artiodactyla; Balaenopteridae. The record is from RefSeq and is a predicted model, not a curated record. The coding region runs from base 432 to 1088 and encodes 218 amino acids.